Messenger RNA from Corythoichthys intestinalis (scribbled pipefish), 1698 nucleotides. RefSeq lists its product as uncharacterized. Lineage: Eukaryota; Metazoa; Chordata; Actinopteri; Syngnathiformes; Syngnathidae. The record is from RefSeq and is a predicted model, not a curated record. The transcript has 7 exons. Bases 139 to 1698 code for a protein of 519 amino acids.
CUACUUCAAAAGCAGUACCACUGCAAAGGGGAAUUCCUUUAUUACACAGCAGUAUUCAAAUCAAUGCUGAUGACUUGAAUAAUGUUUUGUUUCCCAUUUCAUUUAUUAUAGACAAGGCUGACACAGGUGCAGGAGCAAAUGAAGCCCACAGAGCCUUUGCUGAAGCUCAUUCAAGAGGUGGAGACACGCUGGAACAGCACCUUCCACAUGCUGCAACGCAUGUACUACCUCAGGGAAGCCGUAGGAGCAGCCUUGGCAGGCCUACACACUGACAUUACCCCACUCACGUCCCACCAGUUGAGGCUCAUUUCUGAGAGUUUGCAGGUGCUGUCCCCAUUUAAUGAUGCCGCCGUAGAGCUCUCAGAGGAGAAGAGUGUGUCUGGGUCCAAGGUCAUACCACUUUUGGCCAUGCUGCACCACACCUUGGAGGAUGACAUGGGAGCCAUACAAAUGGAGGAGAGCAAAGCAAUGGCUGAGGGUCUUAAAAAACAACUGAGGGACAAGCUCUACAACCUCCAAGCCAUGAGCGUCAUGUCACUGGCAACACUGCUGGAUCACAGGUUCAAGAAGAUAGGCUUCUUUAGCCCCAAUAAAGCACAAGAGGCUGAGAGGAGGCUCACAGCUGAAUGUGCGGCAGUGAUCCGGCACAGGGCAUCUUCCUCCUCCUCCAACCCAUCAUCUUCAUCAACACAACCGGACACAUCAGAAGGUUCCCAGCCUGUGGAGCAAGGUGACAAACUGUGGCGGCGAUUAGACCACACAGUCAUGCAGAGGAGGACCCAGAGCAGGACCCAGAGUGAGAGCGCAGAUGCAACUGUGGAGGGGCACACUUACCUGGGGGAGCCCAACACUAGCAGGAAGUCAAAUCCCCUGGGCUACUGGGAGCAGCAUAAACAUAUCAACCCAAACCUCUACAAACUCCUUCUAUUCUCAGAGGCAUUUUACGAACAGUCAAAGCAAUGGCGGUCGCUGGCUUUCUCUUCGUCCUCCGUGGUAUUUCGGACGAUACUGAUGCACUUCUACCACGUGGUGGCCACGCUCGGGUACUCGACGGCGAUGCCCGAGGUGCCCGCCGCGAGAGCCCUACGCCCUGAGGUUCCCGCCGAUGAUGGCGUCGCUUCCGCUCCGGAUCCUCACUGCAGUCGUCCUCCCGUCCCUUUGCUCUGGCGCUACACGACGCUGUCGUUGCUGUCUGGCCUCCGGUGCUGCUCUACGUCGACGCCGCUGCGCCCGCCUCCGGCCUACUCGAUAACGAUGCGCCCACCUCCGGCCUUCUCGAUGACGCCCCGUCCGCCUUCGGCCUUCUCGACGACGUCCCGUCCGCCCCUAGUUUUCUCGUCGACGCAGCAUCUGCUCUUGGUCUUCCUGGCAACGUCUAUCCUGUGCCUGUGUCUCUGGCCGCUGCUGACGUCUGAAGUCUCCGAGGUCGCCCCACUACCAGCGCCGCUGGACGCCGCCACUGACCUCGUUCCAGCGCCUCCGGAAGUCUCCAAGGUCACUCCUCUGCCAGCGCUGCUGGCCGCCGCCGCUAACCUUGCUCCUGUGCCGGCGCCUCUGGAAGCCUCCAAGUUCGUUUUGCCAGUCGCCCUCAUCCCCAGCCGGGCAACUCCGACCGCAGCGCCUGUCGCCCUCGUCUACAGCCUCGACUGGGUGGCAUUGCACGUCGCACGUCUCUACCUCAUACAAGACCGCGGCUGA